CAGGGUUAUGCAGUGCACUGUAGCUAAAUAAAUAUUCUCAUACACCGGUCAGCCUCACUAGUUGUCUUGCUGCUGUGAACGGCAAACAGCCUCAGGCCGCCCACUAGCCCGACUGAGUCCCCGCAUAUAAGCGCGGAGUAUAUCCAUAUUAGAUAUUGAGUUGCAGUAUACGAGACACUCGGUAGACCUUGAUUUCUUUUCUGCCGUCCAGGUGUACUGUCCCAAAUCUCACAAUGACUUCUCAGCCUGCAAGUUCAACUACAGUCCCUCUCUCCCCACUCAAAGAGGGCAUUAAAAAGGCGUACAACACUAUCUCGAAUACCUACUCGGACUGGACAAGGACACAUCAUACAACUCGAAUCAAAUACCUCAACUUACUUCUCAAACACCUUAACUCCAAUGCGCCCACCCCACAAUCGGUGUUGGAACUAGGCUGCGGUUCUGGAAACCCUAUCACCUCUCUCCUCGCAUCUAGUCAGAGUCCCACCAACAGUGCAAAUACUAGUAGCUCGGCUCCCAGGUUCAAGGUUAUUGGAAAUGAUAUAUCGCAGCAGCAACUUCAUCUCGCAUCGGAGGUGCUAAGUUCAUUUAAAAAUGUCGAACUGAAGGAAGGGGAUAUGAUGGAUCUAUCCUUCACAGAGAGAAGUCUUGACGCAGUACUGGGAAUGUACGCGCUCAUUCACCUACCCAGGGAAGAGCAGAAAGUAUUGUUGAAAAGAAUCCAUACCUGGCUCAAGCCUGGUGGGUAUUUCCUUGGGAACUUCGCAGUGGAGGAGCAGGAAUCGGCGUUUGAUCAUACUUGGUUGGGUUGUGGGGCUGACGGCGGAGUUAUGUUUUGGAGUAGCUGGGGGGAAGAGAAAACGUGUGGUAUUUUCGCCGAGAUUGGCAUGGAAGUGAUUAUAAGGGAGGUGGUUCAAGAUGCUGAGGAGGGCAGUGAUGGGGGGGAGAAAAGAGUAUUGUUCGUGUGGAUUCUGGGGAGGAAGCAGCAAGAUAUAUAGCCAGAAGCAGAGAAGCAAUGAACCUGAUACAAGUUAUCAAAUCCUGGAUCAAAACUAAGAAUUAUAAGGUGCCAUGGACCAUGAUUCGCAGAAAAAGCAAACAUGUCCGAACUCUCAACCUCCAGAGCCUCAUGAAAACAUCGAGGAUCGAG
Aspergillus versicolor CBS 583.65 is the source of this 1150-nucleotide messenger RNA. Its product is annotated as class I SAM-dependent methyltransferase. Lineage: Eukaryota; Fungi; Ascomycota; Eurotiomycetes; Eurotiales; Aspergillaceae. The coding region runs from base 234 to 998 and encodes 254 amino acids. The transcript has a single exon. The record is from RefSeq and is a predicted model, not a curated record.